CGCGCGGGAAACAGACCAAUAUAAACUGUGGCGGGAGAUUCGUUUUCGGGUCCUUGUCCCGAGCAGCACCCUCCGCUGGGAAGCCAGUUGGUUGCUCUCCUCUGCUCGUCCGAGAACAUGGUGCGGACUAAGGCCGACAGAGUCUCAGGCACCUUCAGAAAAGUGGUGGCUUCCCGAGCCCCCCGGAAGGUGCUUGGUUCCUCCACCUCAGCCACUAACUCCUCGUCGCUUUCGUCGAGAAAAGCUGAAAAUAAGUAUGCAGGAGGGAAUCCAGUUUGUGUGCGUCCAACUCCCAAGUGGCAAAAAGGAAUUGGAGAAUUCUUCAGAUUGUCCCCUAAAGAUUCUGAAAAAGAGAAUCAGAUUCCUGAAGAAGCAGGAAGCAGUGGCUUAGGAAAAGCAAAGAGAAAAACUUGUCCUUUGCAACCUGAUCUCACAGAUGAUGAAAAAGAAUAGAACUUUCUUAUUCAUCCUUGAUUAUGUCUUCUGUUUAUUCUGGUAUUCUAGGAUGUAAAUUUGCAUUAAUGUAUUUGUUUCAAUUAUCCUUGCUGAAUAGGUAUUUAAUUAAAAAAACAGGACUUACAUUUAGUAAAUCAAAAGUAAGUGGUUAUGAUAUUGGAGAGUUUACAAGAUUAAUUAUGGUUACUUAGCUUAGUAUUCAGUCUAUGCAGUUAUGGUUUCUUUUACCUGUUAUUAGAUUCUUGUUAUUGCUAAAAACAAAUCAUUGUAUGGUAUUCUAACUAUGAAUCUGCUGUAUUUGAGAUUUGCUUAGAUCUUUGUACUGCUGAAAUUUUUAUUGGCAUUUGAUUAUUGGAAUGGUGCCAUGUUUUAUUUGCUCUUAAAAGCAGUUAGAUUUUUGCACAUUAAAAUUUUUCAGUAUUAAUUAAACUGAACCUAUACUUUUUUUUUUUUAAGAAAGGGGGCCAAAGAUGCAUUGUUGAAAAAAUUAGGAUGACUAUCUUUUUAGAAAAAUUUUAGGGCAAUUUGAUCCCCGAAGACUUAAAUGGUUGAUCAAAUUCUAACAACAAAAGGAAAAUACCUGUACAAAACCAGGCAGAAAGAUUCCAUAGACUACAUUAAAUGAGAGGCAUUCUCCUAGAAUAUGCAUUUGAUUUAGUGUCAUAGACCUUUGAGCCUAUGAUUUUAAAGUUGAAAAUAAAUAAAAAAUGAAAGGCAUAUCAUGCCAUAAACUUAGAGAUAUGUCUAAAGUCCUUCAAACUACCAUUAUAUUUUUCAAGAUAACUAAGGCUAUAAUUGAAGUGGUGUAUUACUUAGUGUUAGAUACUCUUCUUUCCUCAUUACACUUUUUGCUCACAUAUUGUCAAAAUUAACCAUGUUUUGAUAGGCAUGUUUUUUCUGAUUUGUUUUUAAUAAAAUAAUACUUAUUUUCACAAUAGGCUAUCCAUUUGUGGAUUUUCUAAGGUUAUAUCCUACUAGAUCCAUUCAUUCCUUCCAAAUACAAUUCAAUGUAUUGACCUGAUUUUAUUAACUUCCAAACCAAUGAUUGUAGAUCAUAUUUUUUGCUUUGUCUUUUAGAGAUGGGUACUGAACAAAAUGUUUCUGGUACUGAGCAGUUUUUAUUCAAAGUACUUCUUUGGUAAUUAGGCUUCUUAUUAAAGAGUAGCUCAAACCAAAUCUAUUAAAGUCAAAUUUUGAUGGGUCUGCAACAUUUGCUGUUUUCACUUACUGAGAGAAAAAUAUGGCAGUGUGCCCAGUGAAGCCUAAUUUUGAUAGGUGUUAAUUGAUAGUCUUUUAAAGUAUAUCUUACUUGAUGAUGUGUUAGUUAUUAUGCAGAGGUCCCAUAUAAUCUGUUUUCUUGUCAAAGCUUUUCAAAAAUGUAGAUUGCUCCAUAGGAACUAUAUAAAACCAAUAAAGUUCAAAUGAGUAAAACUUUAAAAAAUAAGCUAUUUUUUCUGAAAACAAACAAACAAAUCUAAAUUAGGCAAGUUAGCCUCUUCUAAAUAAGGGAAAUACAGAAGACUCCCUAUUUACAUUGAAAUUGAAUUAAGAAAUCAAAUUUAUAAGUUAAUAGCAAUAAGAUAAUUAAGUUAAGCUUGUAAUUUUUUAGUGUUCACAAAGCUUAUCUGGUUUUCCGUGUGUGUGCGUGUGUGUAGAACUGGGGUGUACACCAGAGGGGUGGAAGGUUGGGACAUGAGAGGAUUCAUCAGAGACAGAGUAGGGAGAACAGGUGGAUUUACUGAAAUAUACUGGUAAGGGAAGCAGCAGGUGAGACAGGAGAGAUCUGCUGCAGCAUAUGUGGGUCAGCUCCCUGGCCAGGGAUUGAACUCAGACUGUAGCCAUGAUAGCUCUGAGACUUAACCCAUAGGCCACCAGGGAGGCCGUUGAUUUUCCUCUUUGAAUGGAUUAUUCAAAUUACUAUUGCUAGUGAUAAAUUCCUCACUAAGCAAUGGUUAAAAAUACUUUUCUGGAACUUUGAAUGCUAGCAUAAUGUGAGGAUCAUAUGUAUUUUGUGUUUCCAUAGUUUCACAAAGGAAGAGCAAUAUUAUAGUAAAAAUUAGCAUGCUUAAAAAUAUAUUUACAAGAUGUCAAAUGUGUAUCAUUUUUAUUUCGUUUAAAGAUUUAUUUAUUUAUACAUACAAGAGCUGGGGUGCAGGCCAGAGAUGUGGGGGGGUGAGAGGAUUCACCAGAGACAAGAGUGGGGAGCAGAACAGGCAGACCUACUGAAAUACACUGUUGAGGGGGGCAGUAGGGUGAGACAGGAGAGGUCUGCUGCACUAUGUGGGUUGCCUACCUGGCCGGGAUUGAACUCAAACUCGUGCGGCAGCAGAGAACUUCACAGUGCUGAGACUUAAUCCUUUGUGCCAUCAGGGAGGCCCGUGUAUCAUUUUUUAAAAGAGAGAAAAUAAAGCUUAAAUUAACUGGACCUUAACCAUAUGUCUACCUAUAUCAGUUACAAAUCUCACUACACUGAGAAUCCUUUAGGGUAACUCACAUUUGGAAAAAUUGAAGUUUCAGUUGUGCCUUGGUCGAAUCAACUUUGGUUCCUUUUACCUUUGAGGAUAGCAUAUAGAGGUGGGAGAAAUCUUCACAGUCAAAACUGGGCAGAAUGUUAAAAUUCAUCUUGCUCAACCUAAGGCAGUAGCAAUUAUUCAUUAGAUGGUCUGGCUUUUUAGCUAACCACUUUAAUCGUGAAAAAUAUUAUUAAUUAAAAGUCUGAAUUUUUCUAACUCCUAUUUUUGUUUCUGUCCUUGAAAUAACAGAACAAGUAAUUUUUUCCACAUGUCCUUCAAGUAUUCAAAGAAAGCUGUCACAUCUUUAACUUUCUCUUCCUAAGAUAAACAUUCUAUUGUUUAUGUCACAUGCAUGUCUUUUGUGUAGUAUACUGCUUAACUAAAAUGGAUACAUUUCUCCUAGCUGAUCACAACAAUUCAUUAAUUAAACUCAAUACUAGAUUCUAGUUUUGGUAUCUUUUAUAUCUGGAGAGGUAAGUAGAAUUCAAGUAUUAAUUAUUUUAAGAAUGUUACUAGUUAAUGAAUAACAAUAGUGUUUCCCAAAAAUAAAUGUUAGAUACCUUAGUUCUUAAAUGAUUACAGAGCACAAUAAAAACAUGAAAAAAGUUUUCAAGAGACUGGGAAAAAAGGCUGAACAUCCCAUAUAAUCUUUAGGAUGACGGUAUUAUACUGACUAUGAGGCUAUUUGAUCUGGCAAUAUUUAUUGUUUCAUAUUAAGAAUAUGGAUCCUGGGCCUCUAUGGUGGCACAGGGGUUCAAGUCUCAGAGCUAUCAAGCUAUCGCCAGCCACUGCAGCAUGAAUUCAAUCUCUGGCGAGGGAGUUGACCCACAUGGUGCAGCAGACCUCUCCUGUCUUGCCCACUGCUCCCCUCAGCAGUGUAUUUCAG
Molecule: messenger RNA, 3855 nt
Organism: Talpa occidentalis (Iberian mole)
Lineage: Eukaryota; Metazoa; Chordata; Mammalia; Eulipotyphla; Talpidae
Gene: PCLAF
Product: PCNA clamp associated factor
Exons: 4
Coding region: 118-453 (111 amino acids)
Biological process (GO): translesion synthesis; regulation of cell cycle
Cellular component (GO): nucleus
Molecular function (GO): chromatin binding
Source: RefSeq, a predicted model, not a curated record